UGCCUGCGAUGCAAUCUCUGAACCGGGACAAGUAAACUAGUGGAGUCGAGAGGCGAGAGUAUUGGGGCCGCCGCUGCUGACUGCUGAGACCUGAGACUGAGAGAUAGAAGAAUACACCAAACGGGGAUUGCGAGGAGGCAGCGAACAGCAUGGGCAACGCCGGGAGUGCGCCGGACCAGGCCAAGAACUCGGCGGAUGGGGGCAGCGCUGCCGACGCGGAGGCCCGCCGCGGGCCGCCGUCGACGGUGCGUUUUUUCCCCGAUGCGGAGCGCCACAAGGCACGGCAGCCGCCGCCGAUAAAGCUCGAGGAGGAGGAGGGCGUCCCGCCGCCGCCUGCCACCGAGGAGGAGAUGGCCCCGCGCAACCUCUGGCAGGUGUAUGCGCUUGGGGCGUUCAUUGUGUUGAGAUGGGCCUGGGCUAAGUGGAAGGAGAACCAGGACAGCAAGGACUCACCGGAUGGUGCCGAUGGGGAUGCACCGGACAGAUCGACUUAAUCUCCGGUUGUUGCUGCGUGGACUAAGCUCUGUUCCGGUUUAAAACUACCAGAGAAGACGAAUGCCGUUUCGUGAUGAACCAAUGAUGAUGGAUCACUCUAUCCAUCAUCAAUGUUGCUGUGGGGUACCGGAUUAUGUAUUUUGCUGAGAAUUUGCAAGUGACAUUCUCCCCUUUUUCACUCUAGUAGGAACCUUUUUAUCUGAGGUGUGGCGCUACAAUCUAUGAUAUAAUAGACUGCCAGGUUGACUUCAAUCUUGUGCUGCCUCUUCACUGUACUGAUAAACGACGUCAAUGAACGUACGUGGAAGAGAGCCAUCAGGUGGCUAUUUAGCA
This is a messenger RNA of Sorghum bicolor (sorghum), 828 nucleotides long. RefSeq lists its product as uncharacterized. The transcript is spliced from 2 exons. The record is from RefSeq and is a predicted model, not a curated record. Lineage: Eukaryota; Viridiplantae; Streptophyta; Magnoliopsida; Poales; Poaceae. Bases 150 to 494 code for a protein of 114 amino acids.